Molecule: messenger RNA, 376 nt
Organism: Charadrius vociferus (killdeer)
Lineage: Eukaryota; Metazoa; Chordata; Aves; Charadriiformes; Charadriidae
Gene: GCHFR
Product: GTP cyclohydrolase I feedback regulator
Exons: 3
Coding region: 1-258 (85 amino acids)
Biological process (GO): negative regulation of biosynthetic process
Cellular component (GO): cytoplasm; nucleus
Molecular function (GO): GTP cyclohydrolase binding
Source: RefSeq, a predicted model, not a curated record
AUGCCACAGCAGCCGGGGCCGCGGCCGCUGGCCACGCAGGAGGUCGGCCCCACCAUGGUGGGAGACGAGCAUUCGGACCCCGGCCUCAUGAGCUUCCUGGGGGCCACGAAGAGGAACAUGCUGGGCAACCACUUCUGGGAGUACUACGUGAACGACGCACCGCGGGUAGUGCUGAACAAGCUGGAGAGCUGCGGCUACCGGGUGGUGAGCAUGACAGGCGUGGGCCAGACCUUGGUGUGGUGCCUCCACAAGGAAUAGUGAGGAAGACGUCGGCGUCCCUCCUGGACGAGAUCCCGCUGGGGAUCAUCUCACACGGGACUGACAGCAAACUUUUCCCCUCAAUUCCUUUCUGUCCCAGACUCCAGGCGCUCGGGCG